Molecule: messenger RNA, 12904 nt
Organism: Cinara cedri
Lineage: Eukaryota; Metazoa; Arthropoda; Insecta; Hemiptera; Aphididae
Source: the annotation of a GenBank genome assembly
AUGAGGAUUAUCGGUGUCUUGUUUACCGUUAUCCUUUUGUCUAUUCCAUCGUCGCGAUGUCUAUCACGCAUAGACGACGACGAUCCGCUCGAUUACCAACGCAGGGAUUGGAAUUUGUUAUCGACCAGGGCUGCCGUCGAACGAGUGCCUCUGCAGUUCGAAAGGUAAGAACAUUCAUUUAUUUGAACGACAAUCUAUAUGGUUUUUUUUUUUUCAAAUAUGUAUUAUGUAAUGUAUUUUCGUAUUAACUUGAAAACUGGUAUUGCAAUUUUGUAAAUGUCACUCAUGUUUACCAGGCACCACAAAAAUACUAUUUGAUUGUCCGAUAAAAAAUAAUAUGCUAAGGCUGGGUUGCAAAAACUUUCUGUAAAGACAUAUAAAACCAUAAGCGCAAUUAAAGAUUUGUAAACUAGAUUGGGUGUUGCUCGAACAUUCUGUAUUAUUUGCAGACCUGUAAUUUAAUUAUUUGCAGAUCUGGAACAGACUAUAAUUUACAGAAUAAAAUUCGUAUCUGUAACUCCUUGCAGAACAAUUCACAGAUCGAUGUUAUCAUUUUAUCAAUGUUAUUUUUUUGUAAUUCUGCAUAUCAUACGAACAUUAUUAAAUUAAAAACCACCACAUCAUCUCCAUUCAUCGUUUACUGAUAUGUAAAUUCAAUAAACUAAAUCCCACAAUUAUUCUGUGUAAAAUAUAUUUUAUUAUAUGUUGUCUUCAAAUUUAUCACAAUUCAUCAUGUAGACACUACAAUAAAUAUACAAUUUUUAAUUAUUCGUGCAUAUAAAUAAAAUUAUGUUCGUGUAAUGACCAUAAUUCACAACACAUGUUUUUAUCCUUAUAUUUUACUAUAAUUUAAUCUAGGUGCAUUUUCAAGUCAAAAAUACAUUUAUUAUUAAAGUUAAAUUAUUUUUGCUAUUUCAAUCAUUUUUGAAAACAUUAGUAUAAAUUGCGUGUAAUAUUAUUAAUAAUUAAGAGUGCAAUUAAUUUAUUUUUAGAUUCUGAGUGAAGCGAGGGAUCUAUUGGUUUUACUAUGAUAAGUAUUAUUUUUUUUCUGUCUGCAAAUAACUUUUUUUUUUAGGAAUCCUACUCUAAUUAAAACAUUACAAGAAAACUUUUUUGUUGCAUUUUGGUUUUAGUUAGUUCUUUACAAUGGUCAUUUUUUGAAAUUCUCUUUAAUAUUUAAGACAAUGAGAAAAAAUUGGUUCUUUAGGUUAAAAAAAAUUAAAAAUGAGAUUGUCGUUGCAACUGUUUUUAUUAAUUUUUAUUAUUUUAAGAUUUUAAUCUUUUUUAAACAAUCAUUGUUGUGAAAACGUAAAUUGUUGAAAAAUCAAUGCUAUUGACCGAGAUCCGCUGAGAAUCGUAUUUCGUGAUUUAUCGUUGCGUACAGAUAUAAAUUAAAUUACUCCCCUCUUAUAUCCUACUUUCUUCCGAACAUCCCACUUACAACAGUGGCCGCACCCGUCCCCAGAAUCGGCUCAUUUUUCGUAAAAUUAAAUUUUGUGCUGACUCUUUUUGAUCUUUGAACUUCAUCCCAGCCAAGAAGACUGUAAUUUUAACCUUUAUUAUAAUUAGUAUUACUCAAUAAACUUGUUAUAAACGAAUAUUUUUAUUAUUGUUAUUGUUAUUAAUAUACGUGAUUAAUAAAAUGCACCAUGCACUAAUAGGUAUCAAAUUCACGUUCCUAUCCGGGAUGCUGUAGAAAAACUUCCUUCAAAAAAGGAUCCAUUGAUAGCAAAAUAUAGACUGGCGUCCGGAAGUAAUUUUUGAAAAUACUUACUGAUGUGUUUUUAUGUACUUUUGUAUUCUUAUUUUAACUAUUCUAAAUUUUCUAGGUUCUAAUGUUUUUUGUCAUCUCGACACUACACAAUACCAUAAAAAUCAAAUUCCUCAAAAAUUGGAACAAAUAGUUUUAUCUUCGUGUACACACGUGUUAUUUAAUUCUGUAGAUACAAAUUUCGACGCUAUUGCCAACAACUGGUAUUCUAGUCAAUCGAAUGGUACGAAAAUAAGAAUUUGUAGGUUAUGUUUAUUGAUAAGUGUCUAUAAUAAAAUUGUUAAUUUGUUUAGGUACUUUUGCUUCAAUCAUACGUUUAAAAAAAAAGGAUCCUUCGAUAAAAGUAUUGCUAUCAGUAAAUUCAAUUUCACCCGAAAGUGUCUCGAUUUCAAGGAGAGAUUUUAUCCUUUCCGUCUCCGACGUAUUGAAAACCAAUGGAUUUGAUGGAUUGGUUUUAUCCGAUAUCUUACCUAAAACCGAUAGUAAAAUAUUUGAACACGAAUUAUUAUUUAAUGAUUUAUUGCUAUUAUAAUAAAGUAUAUUUUUAGACGAAUUUGGCGAAGACGAUAACACAAAAGAGGAGUUCCCGUUAUUGAUAGAAGAACUGGCCAGCGUUCUAAAAACAAGGGGAUGGUUGUUAUCACUAAUCGUACCACCACUGGAUCAAACUUCUCGGAAUUAUGACAUCAAACGAAUUAUUUCAAAUUUAGAUUUUAUCAUUCUCAAAAGCUUUGAUUUCCGUCAUGACAAUGAAAAGAUUAUUAGCCAUCACGCUCCACUUUAUAGUGCAGUAGAAAGAGAUCCGUCGUCCAAGUAUCGAAAUGUGGUAAAUAUCUGAUGUUAUAAAAUAUUUAUUAUCUUUAUCAAUUAAACCUAAUACUGAAAAUACAUUUUCAAGGAUCAUAUGGUAAAGCAUUGGUUACACAAAGGUGCUGAACCUAGUCAAAUAAUAGUUGGUGUAGCUCUGUUCGGAAGAAGUUUCAAGUUAGCUGACCCAAAAGAUUUCCAACCAGGUUCUCGAACAAUAGGUGACGGAUAUGCUGGCAAAUGGACAAAAACAUCUGGAUUCUUAUCAUACUAUGAAAUAUGUGACCGUACCAAACAAGAUGAUUGGAGACAGUAUUCGGACAAAUCCGGUUCGCCGUUUAUUGUUAGAAAAGAUCAAUGGAUUAGUUAUGAAAAUCACCAUAGCCUCACAAAAAAAGUAAACUAAAUAAAAUAUUUGAAAUUAUAUUUGUACAAUCAAAUAUUUAUAUUUUAGCUUGGGUACAUGGAAAAAUUAGCAUUGGGUGGUGUUAUGGUAUGGUCACUAGAUUCAGACGAUUUUAAUGGUCUUUGUGGUACCCCUUGGCCGCUUGUUAACACAGUGAAAACAUACGUCAGUAACGGUAAGAUUUAAUGCUUUGACUUCAACAUGUUCAUUUAUAAUAAUAUUUUAUAUAAUAAUCUAAAUUUGUUUUUUUUUUUUUUUAAUUAAAUUCCAAAGUCAAUAAAAAAUAUUUGUCGGCAAACGAUCAAAAAGAAGCGUCAAUAAAAGCUGGUAAUAUUUUACUUAAUUCUACAGUUCAACUUUAAUCUCUAAUAAAUAAUUUCUUUGUAGAUCUUAACAAAAAAGUAGUAUGCUAUUUCGCCAGUUGGUCGUGGUAUCGGUACGCAGAAGGCAAAUUUGCACCAGAGUAUAUAGAUCGAAGUUUGUGUACACAUGUGGUUUAUGCAUUUGCAUCAUUAGACCCUAAUGAUUUAAAAAUAACAUCGGGAAAUGAAUGGGAAGAUUUUGAAAACAGUAAGAAUUGCAUACAAAACAAAUUAAGUACAAUUUGAAAUAUAAAAAAUAUAUGUAUAUUAAACUUAUAGGAUUCUACGAACGAUUGGUGUCCAAUUCAAAAUCUGGAGAUAUUAAAGUAAUGAUUUCUAUGGGUGGUUGGACAGACUCUGCUGGUGACAAAUAUUCAAAACUCAUUAGCAGUGGUACUACUAGAAGAAAGUAAAAUUAAUAGAAUAUCAAAACGAACAAGUUUACAAUAAGUGUUUUAAUUUUAGUUUUAUAAACUCCGUUGUUGCAUUUUUGAGAAAAUAUAACUUUAACGGUCUUCAUCUGGACUGGAACUAUCCAGUGUGUUGGCAAGCUGAUUGUACUCAAGGUCCACUUUCAGAUAAAACUAAUUUUGUUAAAUUAAUACAAGUAUGGUGUUAUUUACAUAACACGAUAAUAAAAUGUAUUUGUAGGCAACUAAUUUUUACAUUUUAGGAAUUGAAAUAUGAAUUCAAUAAACAAGAUCCACCGUUCGAAUUAUCAGCCGCUAUAUCUGGCUACGAAGAAAUUAUCGAAGAAGCUUACGACUUUCCCAGUCUAAGUGAAUACUUAGAUUUUAUGUCGAUAAUGACAUAUGAUUAUCAUGGCUCUUGGGAAAAUACCACUGGCCACGUAAGCCCAGCUUACUACAAAGACGGUGACGAAUUUCCUAAAUACAAUAUGGUAAAUGAAAUAAAAAUCAGUAAUAUCUGGUUAUUUUGAAUACUAUAUGUUUCUAUAAACUUAGGAUUCCACUAUUAAAUUAAUACGAAAACUGGGUGCAGAUCCGGCAAAAAUAGUAGUGGGUGUUCCGUUUUAUGGCCAAACGUAUACACUAUUAUCAAAUUCAGAGCACGGGCUGGGUGAUCCUGCUAAAGGAUCAGGACAUCCUGGUGAAUAUACCCAACAACCCGGAAUGUUGGCGUACUAUGAAAUUUGUAACAAAGGUAUAAACAAAUAUUAACAUUUAGUUUCCUAAAAAUAUUUACAUAUAGGUACUUUUUUUAAUUUAUAUUUUAGUUUCUAAUGAAAAAUGGCAAGUUUCAAGGGAUAAAAACAGUGGAUUUGACCCAUAUGCUUAUAAUGGAAAUCAAUGGGUUAGUUAUGACGACGAAAUAUCUAUUAAGCUGAAGGUAAAUAAAUAUACAAUAUACAUUGGUUUUAGAAAAAAAAAAUAAUAAUAGUUAUUAGAGGUGUAACUGAUUUUUUUUUAGUCUGAGUACAUAGUUAAAGAAGAACUCGGGGGAGCAAUGGUUUGGACGAUUGAUUUGGAUGACUUUAACAAUAUAUGUUGUAGAGGAUCAUAUCCAUUACUAUCUAAAGUGAAUGAAGUGUUCAAAAGAAUUCCAAUUAAAUCACCGAAUUCAAAAUGUAAUAAACCAGAUUAUUCAACAACUCCAGCUUAUCAAUUUCCUUCAACUACUGAAGGUCAAGGUUUGUAUUUUACAUUUAAAAUAUUUAUACUGUAUAAGCCUAAUCAUUUUAUUUAAUAAAUUCAUGCUAUUGAUAAAUGGCAUUCCCACACAAAAUAUUAAAAUAAUACCAUAGAUAUUAUAUAUACAAUAAUUUUACUACACAAAUACUUUGAAAUGUGGUAUAAAUAAAAAAAAUGUGAAUUUUUGGCAAAUAACCAAUAUCAGAAAGUAAUACGUAGACGUGAAAAAGUAUUUUGUAAAUAUUAUUAAAUUUUGGGUUUAAUUACAUAAAGUUAUAUAUAUAUAUAUAUAUAUAUAUAUAUUUAUAUAAAAACAAAAUAAAAAAUGUAAAAUUUAUUAAUCGUAAAAUUAAUCGUAAUUUUUUUUUAUUACAAACUAAUUAUAUUAAUAAAUCGAAGAUUACAUCAGUUUAAAAGUAGGAAUAUAUAAUAACUUAAUUGAAUAAAUGCAUAAGCAACGUACAUAUAUACUAUAUACCUAAAUCAAAAUAACGUCUAAUAAAAGUAAAAUUGUUUUUGUUUUUUUUAUUUUGGUUCAUAGAUUAUCCUUGGUUUUAUGAUUUUAUAAUUUUACGGUAAUACAUACCAAUAAAUAAUUUUAAUAAAUGUGUAAAAUAUAAUAUUAUAUCUUAUUCACCAAUAUACAAGUUCCCAUACAUGAAUUUGAACUUCAGGUAAUUGGGAAGAACCGUCUUCAUCGACAAUUUUAUCAACAACGCAACCCACCAGACCAACGACAGUACCAGCUACACGGCCUACACGGCCAACAACAGAAUUUAUGACCAAACCCCAAACUCGACCUACAACUACAACUACUACUAGUACAACAACUAAAACUCCUCCGAAUAUUGUAACUACAACCACAAUUGGAUCAAAUGUUGAACUAUUCGGUGAAAACGAACAGACCACUCAUCGGCCCCCAGUGAACCGUCCUUGGUGGUCUGAGUACCAUACCCAAAGACCAGAACAGCAACAGUCGUGUAAACCAGGAUCAUAUCAAGCUUCGAAGGAGAGUUGUCAAAAUUAUUAUAUAUGUAAAAAUGGACGAUAUAGAAAAUAUUCAUGUAAAAUGGGAUCCCAAUGGAAUAGAUAUGCUAACAAAUGUGAUUCUCCGAGAAAUGCCAACUGCAAUGAACCCUGUAAGUUUUUCAUUUUAUAUUAAUGAAUUAUAAAUUAUUACAAAAUUAAAAACUAUAGUUAAAAUAAUAUAUAGCCAAUGCUCAAAUUAUCGAAACGACUACAACUACAACUGCAACAGAAAUGCCUGUAACUACUCCAAAACCUACAACAGUAAGACCAGUCACUACAUGGCGACCAACAACAACAGUAAGACAAAUUUAGUUAAUAAAAAAAUUUAACUAGUAAAAUGUUCACUAAUAUAUUUUUUUAGACGAAAAGGUAUAGGAAUUGCGUUGAAGGCCAAUAUGUUGCGGCAAUUGGGGACUGUACUUCAUAUUUUGUGUGCACUUAUGGUUAUUACAUAAGACACUUUUGUGCAUCUGGAUUGGCUUGGAACGAUCAAAAGAAAAUAUGUGAUUGGAAACAUAACGUAUAUUGCAACUUCGGACGUUCGAAUAGUAUAUACACGUAUACCAGUGAGUAAAACCAAAUACCAUUUGAAUAAUUCCAUAGAGAAAAUUAAUACAUUUAAAUAAACUAUAGACAUUUUGGUCAAGUCUUCAGUUGAAUGCCAAGAAGGUCAAUUUGCACCUUAUCCGGGAGAUUGUAACAAAUACUUACAAUGUUUAUGGGGAAAAUUUAAGGUUAAUUCAUGUCCCGCUGGUCUAUAUUGGAACAAAGUAAGAUUUGAAUGAAAUAAGUACCAGGUAUAAUUUAAUAAUUUGAUCAUGAAUACAGAAACUCAGGCUUUGUGACUGGCCAUUAAAUUCUGGAUGUGUAGCGUCUCAAGAAAUUAACACUUAUCCAACCGAAGAGCCACAAAUACCAUCAUUCCCGAAUCUACCAACCACUGCUGAAUCAACUACGAAGCCAACAACUCCAAAACCAUGGAAACCUACUACUACUACCACUACUAUUACUACUACUACCUCGAAACCUACAACAGAAGAAAACUCAUGGGCGGUCAACCCUACAACUGAAAGACCUACCACAGAAGAUCCGUGGGCUUGGAAACCUACAACUACAACUGCCGCAACGCUCCCCACGACACAAUCCAAUUAUCAUUUAACAGGUAACUUAAGAUUAAAUUAUAAUAUGUGAUAUAUAUUAUAUCCUGUCUUGUAAAGUAUUCGAAUAAAAGUAUUUUAAUACUUUUUUUUAUUUGAAUACUAUUGUAAAUACAUUAAAAAAAUAUAUAUUCGAAUACGUAUUCUGAAUAUUUUUUUUUUAGUAUUUGUAUUGUAUAUUUAAAUACUUAAUUCGGAAAAAAAAUUGUUUGUGUUAAUAAAUUAUAAUCCUGGCUAUUUGUCAUUAAAAAUAUAAAAUGUAGUAUUAGCACGAAAAACCUGAUAAAUCGUGAUAGUGAUUUGUUAUUGCUAGUGUAGAUAAUAUUCCAAUUAUCAGUAUUCGGAGAAAAUUUUGAAUUAUUUGUCUAAAAGUCCAACAAAGAAUUUAACUUUUUUGGAUUAUAAUCCUCUUAAAAAAAAAAAGUUUUUUAAAAUACAACAUGUCUUUACCAAGUAGUGCUCCAAUAUAACGUAUAUUUGUGAGUACAGUUAUAACCAAAAAACGAGGGAAAAUGACUGAUGCAAAUUUUGAAAAAGUAAUGAUGAUUAAAGGUAAAUGAUUUUUAAGUUACUUUAUUAGCGUAUAAUUAUUAUUUAAAAUAUAAUAAAGAAAAGAAUUAUAAAUUAUUGUACCUAUAACUUUAAAAUGUAAAAAAAAAUAUAUUAAAAAAAUUAAAAAAUAGCAUUCUUAAAUUAUUCGAAUAAUUUUUCGAGUAUUCCAGAAUGUAUUAUAAAUUUAUUUAUUGAAAAUUAUUCGAAUACGUAUAACGAAUACAAAAUAAAAGUAUUUUUUACAAGACUGAUUAUAUUUUAUAUCAUAUGAUAUAUGUUAAUGUGUUACGAUUUUUAUUUGGUUUUUUUAGGACAGUACAAAGUUGUCUGUUAUUUCACUAACUGGGCAUGGUAUCGACCUUCACCUGGCAAAUUUUUCCCGGAAGACACAGAUCCAAAUUUGUGUACUCAUGUAGUUUACGGUUUUGCGACUUUAGAUUAUACAGACUUGGUAAUUAGGGUAUUCGACUCAUGGGCAGAUAUAGAUAAUGGUAUGUGUAUAUUUUUAAUUAAUAAAAAAUAAAAAUAAAAAACUAGGUAAUAUAAAUUACGUUGUUCAGGUUUCUAUGAACGUGUAGUAGCACUUACACGUAGAGGUGUUAAGGUGUCUAUUGGAUUAGGUGGAUGGAAUGAUUCGGCUGGUGAUAAAUACAGUCGUUUGGUUAAUAAUCGUUCAAGUCGCAAAAAGUUUAUUAACAACUUAUUGAGCUUUAUGCAAAAAUACGGUUUUGAAGGUCUUGAUGUAGAUUGGGAAUAUCCCAAGUGCUGGCAGGUAAUAUAUUUAAUUUAAAUAAAAUUUAAUUCUGUGGAAAAUCUAUAAUGUUCAUAAACCAAAAACUAUAGACCAACUGUAAUCAAGGACCGGAUUCCGAUAAAAAUGCAUUCUCGAAUUUCUUGAUUGAGCUGAAACAAGCAUUUAAACCGUAUGGUUAUUUGUUAUCAGCUGCCGUUUCUCCCAGUAAAGUUGUAAUCGAUUCAGGUAAAUACAUUUAUAAACUUAAUAGUUUUUUAAUGAAUCACAUUUAAUAGAAAAUUGUAUUAGGUUAUGACGUGCCCGUAUUAAAUCAGUACUUAGAUUGGAUCGGCGUGAUGGCAUAUGAUUACCAUGGUCAAUGGGAUAAGAAAACUGGUCAUGUUGCACCUAUUUAUCAUCAUCCUGAAGACGAUAUUGAGUAUUUCAACUUGGUACAUAAAAUAUUUGACCAGUUAUUAACGUACAUAAUUAUAAUAAAUAAUAAUAUAAUAUUAAUGGAUACUUUUUAAAGAACUACACUGUCAACUAUUGGAUAGAAAAAGGCGCAAACAGUCGAAAAAUUGUACUUGGCUUACCACUUUAUGGUCAAUCAUUUACUCUGUCUAAUCCUAAAAUACAUGGACUGAACGCACCGUCGUCUGGUGCGGGAAAAGCUGGGCCAUUUACUCGAUCUGCUGGAUUUAUGGCUUAUUAUGAGGUAAACAGCUCUUCUAAAGACAAAACUUAAAUUUUGUAUUGAAUUAUUUUUUUUACAUAGAUUUGUCGAGAACUUGCCACUGAAAAAUGGACUAUUGUGCAAGAUACACAAAACAGAAUGGGCCCGUACGCAUAUAAAGAUAACCAAUGGGUUGGAUUCGAUGAUGUCAAAGCCAUAAAACAAAAGGUAGGUGAAACUAUCUAGUUUGAAAGUAUAUAUUUUAAUUGUAUUAUACAUUCUAGGCAGAGUACGUGAAAUCAAUGAACUUAGGAGGUGCAAUGGUAUGGGCUUUAGAUUUGGAUGAUUACCGGAACGAAUGUGGUCAAGGAAACUAUCCUCUACUCAGUACUGUCAUGAAAACGUUAGGGCAGAAACACGGUAAGAACAAACGUGAAUAUUUUAAAAUACACAAUUCUAAUAAUUUUCACAACAUACUAUUGUAAUGAAAAAAACUUGUGAAAACUUGUUAUCAGGUUAUCCUAAUACAACUCCAAUUUCAUCAAAUAAUAAACCGACUACAUUAAUAACUACUUCAUCGUCACCUUACUACAAUGUUUCGACAACCGAAAUGUCUACGAUGACAAUGUUACCAACGAGACCAACAAAACCUUCGCACACGAGACCGACGACGACGACACCUAUGAUUACAACGACUACCACUGCGACGUCAACAACGAUAAGACCAGUUUUCUCGGAAUACUUUAAAGUGGUAUGCUAUUUCACCAAUUGGGCAUGGUACAGGUUUGUAGUUUGAAUUCAAAUAAUAAUUUAUAUAUAUAUAUAAUAUGUACACCUGGUAUUUAUCAGAUUACACAAUUGUAAUGUUAUUCAGUUAUUUUAUUUUGUCAUUUUUAGACAUAGCGGCGGAAAAUAUUUACCCAGCGAUAUUGACCCUUCAUUAUGUACUCAUAUCAUUUAUGGAUUUGCAGUGUUAGACAAUGAUCACUUAACUAUAAAGGCACAUGACACGUGGGCGGAUUUCGACAACUGUAUGUUGAAAUAAAAAUUGUUGUAAAAUAAUAAAAAAUUGCCGUUAAUACCUACACCUUCCUUAUUGUGUUUGUAGUUUUUUAUCGAAAAGUGACGGCACUCAAGAAAUUUGGUGUUAAGGUAUUGUUGGCAAUCGGUGGUUGGAACGAUUCAGCUGGUAGUAAAUAUAGUGAGUUAGUCAAUAACCCAUUGGCCAGAAAAAAAUUUGUGGAGCACGUUGUGAUUUAUCUGAAAGAAAACGAGUUUGAUGGACUUGAUUUCGACUGGGAGUAUCCAAAGUGCUGGCAGGUAAUUAAUCAGAUAAUGAUACCGACUAUUGGUGAUUGUCAGGCGGGUAAAUUAACGUGUAACGAAAUGAUUUUUGAACAGGUGGACUGCAAGCGUGGCCCGCAGAGUGACAAAGAAGGUUUUUCAAACUUAUUAUUGGAAUUACGGAAGGCAUUCGACAAAGAAAAGUUCCUACUAUCGGCAGCCGUAUCGCCCAACAAAGUUGUUAUAGACGCUGGUAUGUAAACAAAUAGUAAACAUGCAAAAUUUGUAUUAAACUAAAAUCUUUAUUUUAAUAAAAUUCUUUCAUAUUAACUUGUUUCUUAAUUAGGUUACGAUGUACCUUUACUUUCCAAAACAUUGGAUUGGAUAUCUGUAAUGGCGUACGACUACCACGGACAAUGGGACAAAAUAACCGGGCACGUAGCGCCUAUGUAUUCUCACCCCGAUGACUUUGACAUGACUUAUAAUGCAGUAAUUGUUUUUUUUUCAUUUAUCAUUUUAUAUUAUUAUACACCUAAUAUAGUAGGCAUUAUGUAUCCAUAUCCGUCAUAUAAUUAUAAAACAUUGCUUUCAGAACUUCACUUUAUACUAUUGGGUGAGUAAAGGCGCUGACCCACGGAAACUCAUAAUGGGUAUGCCCAUGUAUGGCCAAUCGUUUUCGUUGUCUUCUAGUAAGAACAACGAUUUGAACGCGCCGUCGUACGGUGGCGGAGAAGCAGGAGAAGCCACUCGGUCCAGAGGAUUUCUGUCGUAUUAUGAAGUAUGUGCACCUUAAAAUAUAUUUUAGUGUCGCUUUUCAACGUAUUUGUCACAUUAUUAUCCGUCAUUGUAUGUAUUUAUAGAUCUGCAAUAAAGUGUUGAAUCGGGAUUGGCAAUUGAUCCAAGACCCAUUGGGUCGGAUGGGCCCAUACGCCUACAAAGGUAACCAAUGGGUGUCGUUCGACGACCAAGACAUGAUCAGAUUUAAAUCAGAAUUUGUCGUGCGCAAUGACCUCGGUGGCGCAAUGAUAUGGGCGCUGGAUUUGGAUGAUUUUAAGUGAGUUGAAUGCGCAUAGUUCCCCCAUAUAUUGUUAUACUAUAAUAUACCUAGUUAGUAAGUACGCAGUUUUGCAAUACAUUUUGAAAUGUCCGGCAUGGUACCGAUUUAUUUAGGAACGUAUGUGGAUGCGAAACGUAUCCACUACUGAAAACAAUCAACAGAGUACUUGGGAGGUUACCGGGUCCUGGUCCGGACUGUUAUUUAGACCAAGAGAGAAAUGAUCUAGACGGUGUCGUAAUAGAUAACAGUGACGUGGAAUACACCAAGGAAGACGGCCGAACGGAACAGUGUACCGAACCGCUGUUGAAAGGGCACUCGACAGAUUGUAACAAAUACGUCAUUUGCGAAUUUGGGACGUUGCUCGAACAGACAUGUCCGUCCGAAUUAUAUUUCAAUAAGGUAAGAGGAGAUAUAAAACUAUAACUCAUAAUUAAGACCGUGGAGUGAUAUGGGGAAUAAUCAAGACAGGACACACUUCGGAUCAUGCAUAGGUGGAGGUAAAGGAUAUAGGGUAACGGUAACAUUAAAAAUAAACACAAAAAAAAACGUUUCUGUGUAGAUAUAUCUUUACUGAGGGACUUGAAUAUGAAAAACAAUUUUUUUUAAUCAGCUCAAAAUUCAAACUCUCUUAUAUAAAUUUAAAACUUAGUGUUUUCGUUAUCAAUAUUUCUUUUAAUACGUCCUUCCGGAAAAGAGUCUUUAUCAACAAAAAUCUCCUCCCCAACUAAAAUUUUCGAGAACUUUUUUUAAUCCCACCCACUUUAAAUGCAGACCAUCGAUCUGACGCAAUUUAUUAUUUUCAGGUAAACAUGUUAUGUGAUUGGCCCGAUAAUGUCAACUGUACUGAAAAGAAACGGUCACAAAGGCAACUAUUACUUCAUUGAUGUGGAUUUUUUAAGUGUACAGGUACAAGACGGUGGCAUUUAUUAGUUUGACGUGAUCGUUUAUAACAUUUUUUGAUAAAUUGUGAUGAUCAUUGUGCAGACCUAUCUAUAGAUCCUCCAAGUCCAUUCAUAUUUUUCCCAAUCGUUGACGUAGGUAUAUCAUAACACUAAUUAUCAACGUGUAAUGUACGAGUAAUGUAUGUUAUUCUUAGUUGUUCAAUUUUUAUAGAUAAUCGAAAUCAUUGUAAAUAUUUUUAGUUUUAAUCACGAUUUAUUCAUAUUGAAACGUGGUUUUAAUUACUAUUUGUAAAUUGUUAUACGAAGAAAUAUGUCAAUUAACUAUUUAUUAUAAUCAAAAUUAAUAUUUAUAACAUAUAAGUAUCUAUUACUACAAAAUUUAAAGAAAAACUUUUACGAAUAUAACAAUUAUUAUUAUUUUUUUUUAUAAAAAUUGAUAAUGUAAUAAGUAUUAUUGUCUGUAUUGUCUUUCGAGUUCUUGACUGAUUAUUAGAUUUAUCCUUUUGGUAAACGUAC